Aspergillus ruber CBS 135680 is the source of this 1199-nucleotide messenger RNA. RefSeq lists its product as uncharacterized. Lineage: Eukaryota; Fungi; Ascomycota; Eurotiomycetes; Eurotiales; Aspergillaceae. Bases 183 to 731 code for a protein of 182 amino acids. The record is from RefSeq and is a predicted model, not a curated record. Gene Ontology annotation, biological process: calcium ion transmembrane transport; intracellular calcium ion homeostasis. Gene Ontology annotation, molecular function: calcium:proton antiporter activity. The transcript has a single exon. Gene Ontology annotation, cellular component: membrane.
GCUCUCAGCAAGGUGUCAACCUAAACACCACAAUCAGCGUGUCGAAGCUCACAUUGGUGAUUCUGUUCCCUUUCAUUAUACCAAACACACUAUACUUCACGCUGCGUAACAUUACAGGCUCGAAAGAUCGUGUAGCGCUUAUUUCCUUGCCCUGUGCGGGCGUCCUAUUGAGCUUCCACGUAAUGUGGCUUAUUUUCAAGUACAAAAGCCACGCUCACCUCUUUCGAGAAUUGAACGAAGCAGAAGAAAGUGACGAAAACGAGAACGGCCUAACAGCCUCGGAGCAUGUGGAAAUUCCUCUUCGAUCUCGUGCAGCAUAUCUCCUCUGGCUCACAGUAGUCUUCAUUCUUGCCAUGCAGUGCUUAAACAACCUCAUCAACGCCCCGGUCCCCUCCUCCACAACCCGCAUUUUCGUUGGUGGUGUACUUCUUCCAUUUGUCACCAACGUUUCGAACAUUAUCAAGACAUGUCUUAUCGCAAGAUCAAGUCGGAUGGAGCUGGUUCUCCACCUUACUGUUGAGACGGCAAUCGGACUCACCUUCUUUACACUUCCCAUUCUUAUCAUCGCCAGUGCCACUGUAGGCUAUCCUCUUCUUAUAUCUGGAGUUCCUAUGGUACUGAAUGCGAUUUUAUUUAUCAGCGUGCUCGCAGUCGCCUUCUUAAUCAAAGAUGGAACCCUGACUUAUCUAAAGGGUUGCAUGUGCUUGGCCCUGUAUGAUCUUACCCCAUAAUGAGCUGUGCUACCAGACCUAAUACUCUUGCAGCUACUCUAUUAUUGUCCUGGGCUUAUAUGUAGUUCCAGAUGAGAUCAACUAAGAUCUGUGACGGGCUUGACGACUUGAUGGGUUUACACCGGAAUGCCUUAGCGCGACAUCAGUGAAUGAGACGAGCAGGGUAUCAGCCUUGCCACACAAACGCCUAUAAAAACUGCCUGUUGCCUAGAUAGAUUUCCUCCUCUCCGUCUUUCCUCUCCAGAUUCGAUAUUCUCGUCGUUAGGCUACCUAGUCUAGAUAUGAAUAUUAUUCGCUUUAUCUGCCAGUUUCCGAGCCCGUGACAUAAUUCGGCAAUAACCCAGAGUGUGACGGCUCAGCGCCUCAACGCCGCUAUGCAAGCAAACGAAGAAAGCACUUAGCGCGCUCACAGAACCCAUAUAGACCUCGUUAGUCGCGGAUAAUCGACUCCUCCGGACCUCCGGCCCC